CAUCCCUUGGGACAGUUGCUUGGUGAAACCUCAGCUGUUUCAGCGAGACCGUGGCAGGGAGGAGUCCUGGGACUAGCUUUCCCCUUAUCUUGCAGAGCCAAGGGGGGAGCUAGCAGAGCGCUCAGCUGUGUGCUUGCAGAUGCUCCUGCACUGCUUGCCCUCUUACAACACUCUUCCCUUGUGCCAGAGGCCAGCAGGGCAGCAAUCUGCAAAGAGCUGAAGAUGAGCUGCUGGAUCCUCUUCCUUUCCCUGCUGGGCUUUCUGCCCCUUGUGAUGCCCACGUGCCCUGCGUCCUGCCAGUGCAGCACCAACAUCGUCAACUGCAUGUCGAAGGAGCUGACCGAAAGCAGCCUCCCUGUGUCCUUCAGCCCCUCAACUCAGAUGAUCUACCUCAACAACAACCAGCUCACCAGCAUCCCCAGUGGGCUCCUGGACAACCUGCAGAGCCUCCAAGUGGCCUAUCUGUGGGGGAAUCCCUGGGAAUGCGACUGCAACAUCCUCUACCUGCGCUCGUGGCUCCAGUGGCAGCAGAAUCGGACCCUGUAUAGGAAUGUGGUGUGUGCCUCCCCAGAACACCUGCGGGGCAGGAUCAUCGCGUACAUGUCGGAGGAUGAGCUCAUCUCCACCUGCCAGUACUGGUACUGCAGCAUCGCGCUCUUCUCCCAGAUCUGCCUCUUCCUCUUCAUCCUCCUCCAGGCUGUCCUGCUCCUCUUCAUUAUCUUGUUCCUGCAUAGAUUCAAGAAGAUCGCCAAUGUAGCCAGGCAGACCACCAAGGAGAUACACCAGCACGUAGAUACAUGGGCUCCCCUUUCAGAGAAUGGCUAUGGCAUUGAUUAACGUCACCAGGGCUUUCACUCCUCAUGCUUCAGGGUGUAAGCUGAUCAGUGGGGCCAGGAAGGACAUCCUUCCUCCUGGGAUUGUAGUGUUGCACGGGCCAUCUGGUGCAUUACGCUGAGAGCCAGCUGUUCUCUGAAGCAUCAGGAACAGGCCACUGUCUAAAGCAAGACAUGGGCUUGGCCUAUUCUUCUGUUGCAGUGCAGCUAAUCUUGGGAUGUUAAAAUUCUGCAGUCUUCCAAAGGGAUCAAAACAGGAUUGGGACAAACUGAUCUUUUAGCAAACCUGUGCAGACUUGGUUGCUUUGCUGAAGUGAAAACUGUUACUGGUCUGGUCUCUUCAGAGACUGUGAUUCUCUGUGCAGAAUCACGUACACCAAGAACCAGAAGGAACUAACUUAAAGCUGGCAAGGGCCAGGGCAGUCUGAGCUAACUCUGCUGCUAUAUGCUUCAUGCUCCUUUGGUCCCAGGGCUCCACUGGCUGAGCCCACACGCUAAAACACUUGGGGCGGAGGUUAGAAAGUCCCUGAUCCUGCUGGUUUGUUACAAUGUGGGACAAAUACGGCAGGCUGGCCCUGUGGUUAAGUAACUGGAGUAGGCCACAGGAGAGAUGGGUUCGAUUUCCCAUCUCUGCCUCUGAUUUCCUGUGUCACAAUCGGCAAGGCAGUCAGUCUCACUGUGCCACAGUAAAAUCAGGCUAAUGCUCCUCCCUGCUGGCCACGCUUUGCCUUGUCUGUUUCGGGUGGGGCUGUUCAAAAGCCCACAGUGUUGCCUCAAUUCUGUUCCCACUAAAUGAAGGCGGGAGCCCAGUUAGGUCAAUGCCGAGUGCUUCUGAAAUCCUCGCUCCUUUAGGGCAGCGAUUGCAUCUUCCUAUGUGUUUGUACGCUGCCCAGCGGAGUGGGGGCCUCUAGGGGCUACUGAGAUGGCAAGAAAUACAUAAUGCAGCUUUAGCUAUUUAUAACAGUCCUUUCAUUUCUGUAACAAAACCAUAUUAAAAUGAUGAUGAUGCAGAUGUUUCUUC
Messenger RNA from Chelonoidis abingdonii (Abingdon island giant tortoise), 1854 nucleotides. RefSeq names its product glycoprotein Ib platelet subunit beta (gene GP1BB). The record is from RefSeq and is a predicted model, not a curated record. Lineage: Eukaryota; Metazoa; Chordata; Testudines; Testudinidae.